GCUCUCCGAUGUGGGACUGCCUUUGCAAUUUAUCCAAAAAUCUCAGAUAAACCCCUCCCCUCCCCUCCCCGCCAUAUCUGUAGGAGUGGAAUUCAGAAAGGAAGAAAUGCCGCUCUCUCUAUCUCUAUCUCUCCUCUCCUCUGUAUCACUUCGCUCUUCCUCUCCGCCCGCCUAUCUUCGCACUCCAACCUCCGUUUCUCUUUCCACCCGCUCUCUGCUUCCGCCCUCCGUCCACCGCCGCCGCCGCCGCUGCUGCUUCCUGAAUUUCUCCCGCCGGCACUGCCUUCCACCCGCCGCUGCUCAAUUCUACAGCGAAGAAGAUGAGUUGCUUGAAAUUGAAGGGUCUGACACUGAGGACGACGAGGAAGAGAGCCUCGAUGUCGAUGCUCUUGAGCGCGAAGCUAAGCAGGCUGCUCGGGAGUUCUCAGAGUCUUUAUCUCGGCAAUUAAGAACAGAGGAUGAAAAAACUAGUGAGAAAGAAACUCGGAAGCAGAAAAGACUCAAAAGUACAAGUAGUGUCCCUGAUCAUCUCCUUCCAAAAGUUGUAAUUGUUGGAAGGCCAAAUGUUGGCAAAUCAGCGCUGUUUAAUCGACUUGUUGGGGGGAACAGGGCCAUUGUGGUGGAUGAACCUGGGGUAACCAGGGACCGCUUAUAUGGGAGAUCCUUUUGGGGAGAAUAUGAAUUUAUGGUAGUGGAUACAGGAGGAGUUCUUACUAUCUCAAAGUUACAGGAUGAUGUGAUGGAUGAAUUGGCUAUCUCAACAACCAUUGGAAUGGAGGGGAUUCCACUUGCAACCCGUGAGGCUGCUGUUGCUAAAAUGCCUUCAAUGAUUGAAAGACAAGCUACUUUUGCUGUUGAAGAAUCAUCUGUCAUCGUAUUUGUUGUUGAUGGACAGGCAGGUCCAACUGCCGCUGAUGUGGAAAUAGGGGACUGGCUGCGCAAGAACUAUUCACAUAAGUGUAUUAUUCUUGCCGUUAACAAAUGUGAAUCUCCACGCAAAGGAAUCAUGCAAGCAUCAGAUUUCUGGUCUUUGGGGUUCUCACCGCUUCCAAUAUCAGCUAUAUCUGGGACUGGAACUGGAGAGCUUCUGGAUCAUGUUUGCUCAGGAUUAAAGAAAGUUGAGGACACAGAAGCUCUUGAAGAUGAAGAAAAUUAUAUUAUUUCAGUUGCAAUAGUUGGUCGCCCAAAUGUUGGAAAAAGUAGUAUUUUGAAUGCUCUAGUUGGGGAAGACAGAACAAUUGUUAGUCCCGUCAGUGGAACUACUCGUGAUGCUAUUGAUACAGAGUUUACUGGAUCAGAUGGACAGAAAUAUCGUCUCAUUGAUACUGCAGGAAUAAGGAAAAAGGCAACUGUGGCUUCAUCUGGUAGCAUAACAGAAGCGUUGUCUGUAAAUCAAGCUUUUCGUGCAAUACGUCGUUCAGAUGUUGUGGCUCUUGUAAUUGAGGCUAUGUCUUGCAUCACUGAGCAGGAUUGCAAGAUUGCAGAAAAGAUAGAGAAGGAAGGCAAAGGUUGCCUCAUUGUUGUAAAUAAGUGGGACACAAUUCCUAAUAAAAACCAAUCAACUGCAAUUGACUAUGAGCAAGAUGUUAGGGGGAAGCUCCGUGUUCUUGGUUGGGCACCUAUUGUGUAUUCAACUGCAAUAGCAGGACAUAGCGUCGACAAAAUCAUUGUUACUGCUGAUGCUGUUGAAAAAGAGAGAUCAAGAAGAUUAACCACGGCAACACUGAAUCAAGUGGUACGUGAGGCAGUGGCGUUCAAAUCACCUCCAAGGACUAGAGGUGGGAAGAGGGGUCGUGUAUAUUAUUGCACUCAGGCUGCUAUUAGACCACCUACAUUUGUCUUCUUUGUCAAUGAUGCAAAACUUUUCUCUGAGACAUACCGACGGUACAUGGAAAAGCAACUGAGAUCAAGUGCAGGGUUCUCAGGCACACCUAUUCGGCUUCUGUGGCGCAGCAGAAGGAAAAUGGAAAAAGAUGGCGGCAAGGUUUCUCGAGAGACCUCUACAACGCUAGAAAGAAGACUGGAAGUCGCAAAAUGAGUCAAUGCAACAUACCAACUGCAACUAAGGUAUCAAUUUGCCAUAUCUCGGGAAAAUUUUCUUGUCGGUGGAGCAGAAACAAGCUCAUGGUUGUAAUGAAAAGCAAACGUCGCUUUCUGUUGUCGUGCCUCUAUAAAGCUCGUCGAUCCACCUAGUCUGUCUACAUUGAGAAUGAGAUGCAAAGAUCACUUCCAUUUUUAUGGGCAACAUGAUCAGUUGAAUCUUCACUAAGGUUGUAUAGUGGUGGAGAAUGGUGAUACCAUGAGGGUUCCUUGUAGAAGUGUAUGUACUAUGUAGUGUGUACAUAAGCAUAUACUCUUGUUGGUUGUUUAAUGAACAUUACAAAGGAGUUAUUUUACUA
Molecule: messenger RNA, 2399 nt
Organism: Ipomoea triloba (trilobed morning glory)
Lineage: Eukaryota; Viridiplantae; Streptophyta; Magnoliopsida; Solanales; Convolvulaceae
Product: GTPase Der
Exons: 12
Coding region: 107-2038 (643 amino acids)
Cellular component (GO): chloroplast
Molecular function (GO): GTP binding
Source: RefSeq, a predicted model, not a curated record